Oikopleura dioica is the source of this 1224-nucleotide messenger RNA. Lineage: Eukaryota; Metazoa; Chordata; Appendicularia; Copelata; Oikopleuridae. The record is from the annotation of a GenBank genome assembly.
AUGAAGUCGGAUAAUGUGCGAGUGCAUAUCCGAAUCCGGCCGAUCUCAAAGAAAGAGAUCGAUGAAGGGGCACAAGAGUGCCUUAUCGCUGCGGGCCCGCAAAUCGACUGUCGAGGUAGCCAGUUUAUCUACGACAAAGUAUUUGGAUAUUCCGUCGAGCAAACGGAAAUCUACAACCAAACGGUGGAACCGAUGCUCGCCAGCUUGCUCGACGGGUUCAACCAGACUGUCUUCGCCUAUGGACAGACUGGUUCGGGCAAAACCUACACGAUGGGAGGAGAGUUCGGAAAGCGCGACCGAGAGCACGAUGGAAUCCUCCCACGUGUCGCCGAGGACUUAUUCGAAAGAUAUGCCGGCUCCCCUGAUGAACCUUCCCUCUUUUUUGUCACAGAAGGAGUUCAUAAAACAUCUCUAAACUUCCAUUUACAAUAUGGACGGCAUGAUAAGAGAUGGCACAUGCAUAUAAGAGAAUGCUCGUCACAAGCUGCGAUUCUCGAAUGCUCUUCUGCUCACUCCAAAGGAAAACGCUGCAAAGGAACUGCCAAGAUGCUGAUUCUCGACCCAAAACUCAUCAACUCCGAAAAGAAGGAACAAGCCAAGCGACAAAGAACAGUCUUCAAAUUCAACUACGAACAUCCAGAUCGACUUGAAACGAGCAAAUACGGCCAAGUCACCACGAUCAAGCCUCACGCUGAACACUGCAAAGCUUCUUUACGUUACCACGUCAUCCAGCGCCAGUUUCGAAGUACUGUAGGCAAAGUAUCGGAAAACCCAACGGAGACAAAAGUUCACCGCUUCGACACUACUCUCCAUGGACUCGGGGAAAACCGACUCGAGGCAAUCGGUCCAGUUGUUGAGGAGGAGAAGAUAGUGGAAAAGCCAGUGGAUGAAGCUUGUGAAGAAUGUUCUGAGGAUUCUGAGACUAGCGCGUCAAGCCGUGCAGUUCCACUGGAACUUCCAGCUCGACGAAGGAGGAAGGGAAGGAAUUUUACCCAGGAGGAGGACAAGAAAAUAAUAGAUGGCCUUGAAGAAUUCAAGACAUUCAAGAACGAGAUGUACGCGAAGAUCUCUUGUACGCCUUUUUCAAAGAAAAGGAUAGGAGCAACGGCGAUAUCAGAUAUAAAUUCACGCUACCUAACUAUCACCCCUCACCCACCAAAUUUCACUUUCACAUUCCUACUCUUUCAUUCCUCGAUUUUCACCUACUGCCUUGGCUUAAAAUAA